AUGAUCCUGAAGUAUCUCAGGAUUUGUGGGGAUUGUCAUUCAUUUAUGAAGUCUGUGUCUCUACUGUUGAGGGGAGGGAAAAUAUUGUUAUGUUAG
This is a messenger RNA of Linum tenue, 96 nucleotides long. Lineage: Eukaryota; Viridiplantae; Streptophyta; Magnoliopsida; Malpighiales; Linaceae. The record is from the annotation of a GenBank genome assembly.